GUAAGCUUUCUUUUCAUGAAAAUGGCUGUACCUUGCCUUUGUUCUUCUUCGUGCAUUCUGGGAGUGAAGGGCAAGACUCAGUUUCAGAGCCUUGGAUGGCUGGUUGGCAGUUUGUCAGAUGGCAAACUCUUGGAGAGACAGUUGAACCAGCCGUGGAAUGUUACUAUUUUGCUACUCUGUGGACAAUGUGUGUCAUCUCUUGUAAAGACAAGAAUCUCGAUCCUGGUCUCUGUGUACAUUUGCAAAAGAGAGGGAUGAUACUAAAGACUUUAAUUGUUACUGCAUUAUCUACAUCUUAGUAUUUUAGGUUGCCAUCGGGGAACAUGCUUAUGCAGGGCUGUUAAGAUGAAGUUGGUGACAUGGAAAAAAUGGAAUGUGAUAUAUUCAGCAGUAGUUUUAGGUAGAUUUAGGAUCUCUUUUAAUAACAUGGGAUUUGUUUUCCAUGUUCUUGUAUCCACUGUCAAGGGAAGACAAGAUCCUAUUGUAUCCGCCCUCAAGUUACUUUUGUUUUAGCUGGUUCUUAUGAUUCAGUUCACUGUAACUUCCUUAUUCUAACAGAAUCAGAAAGUUUCAAUCUACAGUUUGAAAACCUUCAGACUGAAUGAUGGUAAACUUGGGUUGUGACCUCUGGUAGUAUUCCAAACUAACACUUGCCAUGAUCUGGUAACUGAUUUAGAGUUGGGCCUUGUUCAGUUAGGCAAAUACUCCAUUUGUAUCAUUUAUUUUACCAUGAAAAACAGAGGCAGGAUGGAACUUGUGCUGUUCUCUAUAUGCUCAUAGUACCUGGAAGAGCUGGAGCAUGUGUACAGAACUGGAGAUCUCCAGACCUGUCCAGGUCUAGAUUUACAUUGCAAGCUCAUGUGACUCUUCCAUAUAUUAACCAAUUUACUUGAAGCUGAACAAACUAAAAGGUAGAAAUUCAGGACCUGAAUUUUUUGAGGUUAGUGGGCACUGUCUUGUGUUCUGUCCUGUGUGGCAGAAAAAAGGCAGGGUGCAUGGUUUUAAAACCUUGGAUGAAAUAGAUUUGAUAUUGCAUUCUCAUUUUAUUGGAGAAGUUUGGCCAAAACCAAGUCAUUGAACUGAUUUGGUUUGUGUCUUUUGCGUGCAGCUGCAGUUUCUGUUCUAAUUUGAGUGGAUUUUCUGUUUAGGACUGAUUAAAAUUGCUUCUUAAUUUGUAGAUAAGGCAAAUGUUGCCAGAACACAUCAAUUAAUUACUGGAAAAGAUAGAUUCUAUGUGAAUAAUGACAUAAGGGACCAUUAUGGAUCCCAGAAUGGUUGAGGCUUGAAUGGACUUCUGAGGAUCAUAGAUUACAACCUCCCUGUUGUAGAGACUACCAAGACCUGAGUGGAAAAUUCCAGUACUUUCGUCAGAGUGAAGGCAUAGAUAGCAAUAUUGGUAUUUUCCUGAUGGUCUGACUGUAUUUGCUGAAUCAGAAUGUUGGUCCAAUCAUGGUAAGCUUUGUCUGAGUGUUUAAGUAGCAAUUUGUUUAAUUUCUGCGUGGUAACCCUUUCCCAGAAAAGUAUUGAUGUACAGCUAAAAACGGGAACACCCCUGGGUUAGCACCCUUGGUUGAAGGCAAACACAUGCUUAAGUGACUUGCUGGACUUGAGCCCAAGGCCUUGUUCACAAUGAUGGGUCUGUUUCCCACUGCACUCACGUUCUGUCAUCAAAUGUGGCACUAGCCAGCAUCUCUGCCUAACAGCAUAGCAGUCCUGUCACUUUGCUCAGAAUUGGGAGCUGUGUUUCUUGCCUGGUAUUUCUGAAAGCAGCAAACAUAGGGCAAUGGAAUUAGCAGGAUGUCUUUUAAACAUGUUAAGAUGUUUGUGGCACUGAAUCAGACAGACAAAUAAAACUUUACAAACAUUCUGGCUGGUUUUAAAACUGGGCACAUCUCCCGAUUCCUGUUUUAGUCAGUGCAGAUUGAGAAUAGCAGUAAGUGGCAUAUCCACUGAAAUAAUAACUGUUUUAAAGUAGUGAAUUGUUUAUCCUUGAGAUGUUGUUUGGAAAAAGAAGCUUCUGAAACAGAGAGGAAAGCAGGUGGAUGGAUGCAGGAAGCAACUGACAGUCUGGAAAAAAGAAGUGGGUUUGUCAGUGUCAAAAUCAGAGUUCUAUCUUUUGAAAAUGGACAUGCCAGUUUGUGAGUAAGCAGGGAGUAACUCAGCACUAAAGGAAUCUCCCUCCUACAGUGCCAUAUUCUUUAAAAGCUGAGGGAAAAUCCUGAUAAGCAUGAAUACAACCUUCUAAGUUCGUUUCAGCUCUUAUCUACAAAGUAAUUAAUGCAAAAGCUUUCAUUACACAAGAGAAGCAGAAAUUAAUAGCUUGCAUAUACUAAAGACUGAGUGUGAUUUAUUUUCUUACUGCUGUUAGAGACUAUUUAAUUAGACUGCAAUCACAGUUCUUGUCUCUAGCUUGUCAAAAUACAUUAUUUGAAAGGAAAUGCCAAAUCUGAGGUUUAAAAGGAAACCAAACUUAUUUUGUCUGCAACCAGGUUUUUCGGUGGAAACUGUGGAACUGUUCCUCCUUCACUGCUGCUCUGUGAGAUCAACUAUGGAACAUACUCAAGAACAAGAAGCAUGUCUUGAGCAAACCCAGAGAUACUGUGUGCAGAGACCAAUAUAUAACCAGGAGCUCCUGCAAGGACAGCUGCACAGGCGACAGAGAACCCCUCAGACUUUAGGGCAGAAGAUUGCACAUUCUUGUCGUUGUUCUUCUAAGAAAGCCAAGUCUCAUCUUUACAGUUUCUUACCAAUUUUAAAAUGGCUUCCUCGUUACCCAGUGAAGGAAUACUUAUUGGGAGACAUUAUCUCAGGUAUAAGCACUGGAAUCAUGCAGCUUCCUCAAGGUUUGGCCUAUGCUUUGCUGGCGGCUGUUCCCCCAGUAUUUGGCCUAUAUUCUUCAUUUUAUCCUGUUUUUCUAUAUACUUUUUUUGGAACCUCCAGGCACAUAUCAAUAGGCACUUUUGCUGUGGUUAGUAUGAUGAUUGGUGGCGUUGCUGUGAGAGAAGUGCCUGAUGAAAUUAUUUCUCUGGAGUCUAAUUCUACUAAUAUUACAGAUGUCCUUGAAUAUUACAGUGCUAGGGAUACCAAGAGGGUGCAGGUAGCUGUGGCUCUUGCCUUUCUUUCAGGACUUAUCCAGUUGUGUUUAGGUUUCCUUCGAUUUGGAUUUGUGGCCAUCUAUCUAACAGAGCCUCUGGUGCGAGGAUUUACCACUGCAGCUGCAGUUCAUGUCUUUGUUUCCCAAUUAAAGUAUCUCCUUGGCAUCCAGACCAGCCGGUACAGUGGACCCCUGUCACUUGUAUAUACCCUAGCUUCCGUGUUUUCAAAAAUAACAACCACCAAUAUUGCUGCAUUGAUUGUUGGAUUAACGUGCAUUAUUCUGUUGCUGAUUGGCAAGACAAUCAAUCGCCGUUUUAAGAAGAAGCUCCCAGUUCCUAUUCCUAUGGAGAUCAUUGUGGUCAUUAUUGGCACAGCAGUUUCAGCUGGAAUGAAUCUGAAUGAGUCAUACAAAGUGAAUGUUGUUGGGAAUAUUCCUCAAGGGUUACGUGCACCAGCAGUUCCUGAGGUUCAGCUAAUCCCAGCAAUACUUGGGGAUGCAGUAGCAAUAGCAAUAGUUGGAUUUUCAAUGGCUGUAUCAAUGGCCAAGAUCUUUGCCCUUAAACAUGGAUACACCAUCGAUGGGAAUCAGGAACUUAUUGCCUUGGGAAUAUGCAACUCUGUGGGGUCAUUUUUCCAAACCUUUCCAAUCACGUGCUCAAUGUCUCGGAGUCUUGUCCAGGAGAGCACUGGUGGAAAAACUCAGAUUGCAGGUGCACUCUCUGCAAUUAUGGUUCUGUUGGUAAUUGUGGCUAUUGGAUACCUUUUUGAACCACUUCCUCAGACAGUGCUAGCUGGAAUUGUCAUGGUGAACCUAAAGGGAAUGCUUAAACAGUUUAGAGAUAUCAUGCGCUUCUGGAGAACCAGUAAGAUCGAGCUGGCCAUCUGGGUGGUAGCUUUUGUGGCUUCUCUUUUCCUGGGACUAGACUAUGGUUUGCUUACUGCAGUAACAUUUGCAAUGAUAACCGUUAUUUACAGAACACAAAGCCCUGAAUACAGAAUCCUUGGUCAGAUUCCUAACACUGACAUCUACUGUGAUGUGGAAGAGUAUGAAGAGGUUAAAGAAUAUCCUGGAAUCAAAAUAUUUCAAGCUAAUACAUCUCUUUAUUUUGCCAAUAGUGAGUCAUAUACAAGUGCACUGAAGAAAAAGACUGGAGUGGACCCUAGUGCCUUAUUAGCAGCAAGGAGAAAAGCCCAGAAGCGCCAUGCCAGGGAGAUAAAGGCAGCAAAUGAACACAGAAAGAAAGCUGUGCUGAAGCUCGUGAGCUCUCCGACAAACGACGUAGAAGCAAGUGUAAAACAUGAGAUAGCAAGUGAUGACUUACCUGUGAAUGGAAAAUUUGCAGAUUCUAGUGUACAAGACAUGUCUCCUGAUGAGCAUGAACAUUUUGUGGAGCCCAAAACGAAUAUUCACUCUUUAAUUCUGGAUUUCACCCCAGUGAAUUUUGUGGAUUCAGUUGGAGCAAAAACACUAAAAUCAAUUAUAAAAAAAUACAAUGAAGUUGGUGUCUGUGUCUGCAUUGCCAGCUGUAGUGACCCUGUGACAAAUGAACUGACAAGACUGAAUUUUUUUGAUACAAGUGUAACAAGAGAGUUGCUGUUUCACAGUAUCCACGAUGCUGUUCUUGCUUGCCAAGUGAAAGAUGGGUCUGCUGCACAGGCUGACUCCAACCUUUGAAGAGUGGCAUCGAGCAGAAUGGGAGCCAGAUUUAUGCUGAUGGAGAUUCUUUCUGAAUAUUUAAUUUGCACAGUCUGAAGAGAGCCUGAAGCUGUUUGUAUCUACGGGUAUAGGGUGAUGCUUAUUUUAUGUAGGAAGAGUGGAUAAGGAAAUGGAGGCCUUCAUGCUCUUGAAUUUUUUCCUUCAAUCAGGAUAUAGCCUUCCAAAAACACACAAGCACAAAAUUAUGCAAGAAAAGAAAAUUCAGUGUAUUCUGCUGCAAUCAGAAUCUGGUGGACAAGGUGACAUUCCUAUUCCUGGUGAGAAAAUGGGCACUUUAACUCACUACAAGUGGGAUCUUGCAGGAGGUAACUGUUCUGCAAGUGCAAUACACUGUACCAGUGUCUUUAAAGAACUAUCUUAGGUGACUUUUAAAGCCUGAUGUCAACAUGUGCACACAAAACGUUUGUACAAUGCAUAAUACUCUGCCAGCUGGAUUAAUGAAUUCACACUGGUGGCAUUUAGCUGCUGCUGUUUUUAAAUUUAGACAGUACAGUUAUGUUUUUAAAAAUACCUAACCUGUCGCAGCUACACCCAAUUCUUCAUUUUUGCUCUAAGUGAACUUCAAGUCAGAAACUCAUUGUUUAAUUAUUACAUUAUAAGUAGGGUACUUGCAUUGCCAAAACUCAGGCUUUCUAGAAAAGAAAACAGCUGAUUUUAAGCGAAACUUAAUUUAGCUUCAAAGUUUGAAGACAAAACUGGUUUAAGACAGGAAUGAAGCCUAUUUAAGAACUGAUGCCCUAUAUGCAGUCUCUUUAGGAAGGAAAAUUUAAGCAAGGUCUAAAGUCUCAGUGGUCCAAAGGAAAAAAAAAAAGGUACUUUGCCCAUCUUCCUCCAAGUAGUGCUGCUUCUGCCUCAGCUUUUAAGUGCUUUGAGAAAUAGAGUUCAAUAGAACUCAAAAAUGGUACAUGUUUGGGUUUUCUAAAGGAAACAGUAGCAUGGGGUUUCUUUUUCUUUUGUCAGCCUGGCCACUGUGGUACUGCCUGACUUCAGGUGUGAGAUGAAGACCAUGGAACUCAUGCAAAAGAAAUCUUCAAUGCCCCUGUUUCCCUCACAGCAGUCACUGUGAAGCUCAGCAGAGACAGGAACCUAAAAGUGUUUCUCUGUAGGUUGUUUUGACAGCACAGGGCAAGUAGGGCAUCAGGGAUGUUUGACUCAGCACCCUCAAAUCAUAGAUCCUGUGCAUAAGGAAUUCAGACCUUCCUCACCUCUGGUCACAGAAUGUAAUACUCUUAUUUUAUUUCAGGCUCUGUUGCAGUUAGGGAUUGCUUCAGGUAAAGUGUUUCCAGGAACCAGGGAAGUUGGGGAAGAUACUUUAUUUCCUCAAACUCCCAUAGGGAUGGGAAGCUUUCUGCAUCAGAAAUUGCUGCUUAGCUGGAGUUCAAAGGAUGAAGUGCAUGCAUGUCAAGACAUUGUGUGUGCUUAUUUAAACAACUUUUGGUACAUUUUAUGAUGUUCAACAAACCUUUGUAUCUAGAUACAGUAUAUUUUUCUACUUUCAGCUUGUGGCAGCUUCAGUUUUUAACUCUGUAGUCUCUUCAGUUCACAUUGAAAUCCUGUCAACUUCCAAAAUAAAGUGGCAUCACUUGUCAAAAUUU
Molecule: messenger RNA, 6408 nt
Organism: Sturnus vulgaris (Common starling)
Lineage: Eukaryota; Metazoa; Chordata; Aves; Passeriformes; Sturnidae
Source: RefSeq, a predicted model, not a curated record